UACUGUAUACACGCGUAUAGUUUUUGCCGCGAGAAUGGGUGAGUAUCAUCAGCAGAGUCACAAGGGCACGGCGUUCACGCACUCGUGCGUAAAAGUGCCGAGGGAUCCGUUCAGCCGUCAGCCCACCCCUUUUUACGAGAGGCCAAAAACGCGGCGGAAUCAGCAGUCGUCGGACAGUGUUUGCCACUCGCCGACUUUGAGCAGCGCCCGAGACGAGCUGGCGGACUUUUACGAAAAUUUGCCGGAUCACGAGGAAGUGCAACAAUUAUCGAACGAGCAGUUCAAGCAAAAACUCGAUUAUCUCAAGCGAAAGCAGCGUAUAUUGCUGAAAAAUUUACGCAACUGUCUGGAGCAAGACGAGGCAACGGCGGCAGCGACGGCGUCUGCAACUAAUUUAGACCGUUUAUCAACGGCCAGCGUGAGAUCGCGCUGCCCCAGCGUGAAAUCUCCCAACAACAACAAUAUCAGCAGCACCAACAGCAUCAACGAGCUCAGUCUAAAAGGUAGACGCUGCAAUUUUGAAGAGUCGCCGACUAGUCAUCACAAUAAUAGCAUGCCGUCUCUGCUGCUCUCUUCAGCCAGGAUCGAUUGUCUCGAGGACGAGGCAGAUUGUCUCACGCACGGCACGAGAGGCAAGGAACGCGAAAAGUCAGCCAAGCAGCGCAGAAACGAGAAAAUUCUAUUGGGCAAGAGCGACGAGAGUCCGGAUAGCGAGGCCGAGACCAAGAGUUUGCCACCUCGCAGCUCGUCGGAUCGAUGGCAGCCGACUGUGCCCAAACCCUUCAGUUUCACCGCCAAAGAGGACGCGGAAAAGUACAUGUCACAAUUGGAGCAUCAAUUGGAGAACGAUUUCUGGUCGUCGCCGAGCAGAUUGAGUCGCAAGAGCCCGGCGAAAAAACGACGCAUUCGACGGAUACCGUUAACCUCGAAAAUACCCAUGUACGAUAAGCUCUGCGCGGAAAAGGCAGCGAGAAGUCGCUUCAUCCGCGAGGAAUGCGCCCUCAACCUCAUGUCUCAGGUGCGCCCGUUCAAGCUCGAGUGCGAUCGCCGAGCCAUGCGAGCGCUGACACGCUCCAGUCCCGAGCUCCGAUCGAUCGGCAGCGAGAGCGGCGUCGGUGGCGGGAAAAAAUCAUCGCCCAGUACGCGAUUCCGCGCCAAACCCGUUCCGCGACACUUGCUCAGUAGCGACGUGUACGAUCGUAUGCUCGAGGACGAGUACUUCAGAAACAUACAGAAGCGCAUCAGGGCGGCUGAACUGCUGCGCUCGUCGUCGCUGCCGCCGUCGAUGGCGCGACGGGACCGCUGCAAAUCCGCAACGAGUUUGUUAUCGUCCUCGAUCGCCAGCAAGAGUCCGGAGGAUCAUCAACAACCCAACAAAUCCAAGACGAGCGGCAGCAGCAGCCAAGCUGGUGGUGGCGAGGUGCCAUCGGGUCGAGCCGACACGCCCCUGUCGUCGUCGCUGAGAGCCCAUUCCCUGGCAAUGACAACGGCGAGCUUGCCACCGCACGGCAAUAACAUCGCCGCCAUGCUCAGAGCUCAGGCGUCAAGGGAAAAGCUGGCGCGCGAAAUACAGGAGAGGCUGGAGGAGAAGCGCCGAGAACAGAUGCUUCGGAUGCGGAAAACUUUAAUUGGCAGAAAGCCGGCCUGGCGAGCUUUGCGAUCCGCCGCGAGGCACGAGCACGAGAGGGACAUGGAUUUUCGAGCCUCGCUGCGCAGGGACGAGGCACGUGAGCAGGCGGAGCGCCAUCGCAUGCAAAUGGAAAUGAUGCUCGAUCGUGUAACGAGAAUACCAACGCUUUUCGAGCGCUACUCUCAGGACGACGAUGCGCUGACGUUACAGAGCUUCCAGAACUCGCUGCGCCUCUGCCCGAGGCUUCAGGAUUCCUUUUGCUUCGAGCCCUCGCGCUACCUUCAUCAUCAUCAUCACGCGCAUCAUCAGCAACAGCAAGGCGGCAGCAGCACCACCACCAACCACAACAACAACAACAAUGGCAUAUGCUCCUCGCGGCGGAAGAAAAAAACAUACAACUGCAGCACGAGUAAACAUCGCAGCUCGAGCAGCGCCGACUCGUACGCCAGUCUGCUGAGCAUGAGCUCCGAGCGGCCGAAUUCCGUGGGCUCGCUGACCAGCUCGUCGCCCGAUUACGACGCCCGAAAACUCUACUCGAGAUUGGAAAACAACUGCGGAAUGAACGCGAAGAAGAAGGGACCGCUGAGAGUGUCGAUCAACGAAAAAGCCGAGCUCAUCGACGACGAUCACGCUAACAUGACGACUCACCAUCAUCAUCACCAUCAUCAUCAGUGUAGCAGCAAAAAGGACAAGGAGAGAGCCAGUUCCGAGUGUUUGAACAGCGGCGGUGGCCCGAGGCUGUAGCAGCACUGCUGAUGUGGAUGGCCGGCGAGCGACAAAUUGACUGGUUUAUUGUCGAGAUUAGAUUUGAUCGAUUGAGGAGGAGGUAACGAGUUCGAGUGCAAUCUAAUUUAGGUUUUAAGGGAUGUUUUUCGACGAUGCUUGCUACAUUUUGUAACUGUUCUGAUUUUGUACGCCACUCGUAUGCGCGAGAAUAAGUCUAACGUACUCCGACGAAAAAGAACGCACAAUAGCUCAGAUUUAUAUUAUAACCGUUAAGACUAUGUAAAAUAAUUAACCUAGUGAUAAUGAUAUCGAUGAAACAUAACGCGAAACGAACAGACUACUAGUAUAUAGUUUUAAAAGAUAGUGAUGUACGUUGAAUGUUAGAUAUUUGAAAAAGUCGCAUUCUCAUCGUGCAGCAUAUCGACUGAAUUCGUACGCAAACCACAAUACUUUAAACUCGUUGAAAAAUAAAAAGUGGAAAUUUUCGGAUUAUUAUAUAAAAAAGACUCACCAGAGAGAUUACGCCGAUGUUUGCAAAAUGCAUUAAGUAAUGCCAUUUCGAAUCCGGUUCGAAUCGUCGCUUAUAACCGUCGUCGACUCGCGAACAAUCGCACAAAUUGCUCCAAGUAUUUGAAUGCGCAGCAUCAUUGCCUUGCUAUUAUAGAUACGUCGUCGCAGAAAUAUGGAAAUCCGUCUAUAAUAUGCUACGCGAUUUGCCGAAAGCCAUGUUCUGUAGCGAUAUCCGUUAAUCUUUUGAGUAUUUAUAACACUCUUAUUCAUCUGGACAAGCUACUCGCGCACGUCAGCUACACACACACACACAAAACACUUGCAUUUUACACUUUAUAGAAUAAGAUACGCGUCCCGACAUCGAACACUCGAUUGUGUACAACUCUAUGUAUACUCUGAAGGCAAUCCCACUCGAAAACGUAAAAAACAUAAGUCGGUGGAUCGUCGGCAUCGAAGCGCGCCGCGAUCACCGAUGACACUAAUUAGGAGAGACAAAGGGUCUUGCCCCUUCUCGCUGGCGCUCGCGCGCGGCACGCGUCGUUCCUCUCUCGCUUCGUCGCUGCCUCCCCCCCACCCCCUCGCGACGCUACUAUGAAUGCUCUAUCUAACGGCCGGCACUGAUUUUGGCGCGCGAGCGAAUGUUUAUAACCGUCUCUCCCUGACCACACACACACGCACGCACACACUUGCUGCAUCCAUCGUCGUUAUAUUUUUCACUUCAACGUUCGAAGUUUUCUUCUGUUGGCUCGUCAUUGCGAUUCCGUUACUUUAUUGUACGUUCGAAUGUAAUUUGUAUGUUUUAUUAUACGUUUAAAUGAGAAUUGAAUGCAUGUUGUUCGUCAGUUAAGUCGAUUUAGUUAGACAAGUAUAUAUUUGAAUGAACAAUUACUAAGGCACGAUCGAAUAAAAAAACAACGACAAGUUAUGCAAUAAUAAUCGAAUUCAACAUCGAUAAAAUAUAAAAUUCUUAAAACUUUUAAAAUAACAUUGAAAAAGGAUUAUCUUUCUUAUUAAUUAUAGAUUUCGAACAUUAUAUUUAUCGAGUAGAGUAGUUUCAGCCGUUAACGCACUGAAAGUUGAUACUUAAAAAAAAAGAAAAAAAAUCAGCACGUUAUUUGCGAUUGAUUGUAAUCGUUGGCGAAACGUGAAUGAUUUUGUAAAUUGUAACCUACGUCAUUUUCGAAGGCUGAAAGAAAAAAAAGCCGGGUAAACCCAACAACGACUAUACUUUGAUAACUACUUUAGAAUUAUGUAAGCAGCAAUUUUGGGAUGCAAUUAUUUAUAAGAAAAGAGAAAUAUUUGAUCUCACCCAAUUAAGGAAUAAUAAAUUAUCUCGAAACUAUGUGCAAUAGUUAAAGACAGAAACAAAAAUGUUAUACAAUUAUAUGCGGAAAGAAGCCGAACCACGUGUGUAAAUGCAAAUCAGGGGGAGGACAGAUUGUUGCAGUAUAUUGUGCUACUGUAUUACGUGCGAAUGUAUCAUUGUUUACGUGCCUCUUAUUACAUGUGCUCCAUAUAAUUAUUGAGGAGAUAUUCGUUGUUUACCGUUUUCGUUGUAAUCAGUCGUUGAGCAUAUUAUGUGUAUAUGUGCGCGGCCCAAUUAUAGGGGCCAAUUAUUGUGUUAUUUGCAUUGUCGAAAUUUUAUUGUCUCAUUAAAAAGCUUUCGCUGUCCAAUAAAUAAAAA
This is a messenger RNA of Trichogramma pretiosum, 4550 nucleotides long. RefSeq names its product protein FAM161A-like. Lineage: Eukaryota; Metazoa; Arthropoda; Insecta; Hymenoptera; Trichogrammatidae. The transcript is spliced from 9 exons. The record is from RefSeq and is a predicted model, not a curated record. Gene Ontology annotation, cellular component: cilium. Gene Ontology annotation, biological process: cilium organization. Bases 35 to 2374 code for a protein of 779 amino acids.